Humulus lupulus (European hop) is the source of this 1507-nucleotide messenger RNA. Its product is annotated as leucine-rich repeat extensin-like protein 5. NCBI's taxonomy places the organism in Eukaryota, Viridiplantae, Streptophyta, Magnoliopsida, Rosales, Cannabaceae. The transcript has 3 exons. The record is from RefSeq and is a predicted model, not a curated record. Bases 181 to 1221 code for a protein of 346 amino acids.
GGCAACUCCAAGCUAGCCUUUCAAACAACAUAUAUACCCUUUUGUGUAUUACAUUUAUAUAGAAGGUACUCUUCCCUAGUCUUGGUUCUAAUUUUAAGUGAUCAUUUGUGGGUUUUGAAAGAGUCCAAAUUACAUUUUGGAGUUUUCGGAUAUUGUUGUUGGGACUUGGGAGGAAUCAUCAUGAGACCAAACAAUUAUCAGUGUCUAAGGGCUUGCAAUAUUCUUUUUCUCUAUCUCAUAGUGGUAGCCAUUAUUUCCUUCUCGCAUUGUGAAGCUAGAAAAUCAGUGAGAAAACUAAUAAACAAGGCUCCAAGUACACAUCAAAAGAGUCUGUUCUUAAUGACUGCAGCGAAACUGAAUUUAGUGAAGUACUUAAACUAUGAUUCACCAUCUGAUCCCACCAACUCAGGAUCCUACGGUGUGAGUUCACCGUUUACCUUGCCACCUUAUGAUUCAUUACCUCCAGUUUCCUUACCUGAAAAUUCCCCUCCAUAUUGUGUAAAUCCUCCCAAUACUCCACAAACCCCCUCAACCACACUCCCCACUCCAAUAGGCUCCACACCCACUUCACCAUAUCCACCAUUUUAUCUCCCGCCAGCUAUUCCCAUCCAAAACCCACCACCAGGCGAGAACCCAAGCCCAAUUGGUGUGAUCCCAAGCCCAAUAGGCCAGAUGCCGAGCCCAACAGGACAGAUGCCGAGCCCAAUAGGUGAAGUCCCUAGCCCAUUGGGCUUCUCCCUUAACCCAACUCCACCACAAAUCCUACCAAGCCCAAGUGAACCCAUUCUCAGCCCACCAUAUUUCGAGCCUAGUCCACCAGGUUUUACUCCAAACCCACCUUCGACCGUUCCCUCUCCAUAUGGGUUUCACCCAGGCCCACCAGUGUUUCUACCUCCAAUUGUGUACCCUCCACCAAUCGGUCGACCGCCUCGAAACUCAGCCCCGAGUAUAGCCCUAUGGUGCGUGGCUAAGCCUUCUGUCCCUGACCCAAUCAUUCAAGAAGCAAUGAACUAUGCUUGUGGCUCAGGAGCCGACUGUGAUUCCAUUCAGCCCAGUGGGUCGUGCUUUGAGCCCGACUCAUUGAUUGCACAUGCUUCCUAUGCUUUCAAUAGUUACUGGCAGAGAACCAAAGUGGCAGGUGGCACGUGCGACUUUGGAGGGACUGGCAUGUUAAUCACUGUUGAUCCAAGCUAUGACGGAUGCCACUUUGUAUACUUUUGAAGAUCAUGAUGAUGAAGAAAAACAUUUUCAAAGAUCAAAUGGCAGUCCGGUUUCUUGUUCUGUUUGUAUCCGAAAUACAAAAAUUUUCUUUUCAUUAGAAGGAAACUAAACAUUAAUUUUUGUAAGUAAAAUGCAAAGUUGAUCAGGAGUUUCUCUUAUUCUCAUUCAAUUUUUAGCAUUUAUAAAAAUAGAUGCUAGAAAAGAUUUUUUUUUUUUAUAAAAAAACCAUCGACCUACCUCUUUCUAUGCAUUAUACACAUGUAUUUAAUGUAAUAAAAGUCAGUUA